GCUGCCUAUAUCCCGGCGCCCCGUCCCCACCCCUGUUGGGUCCACUCUGCUUCCCUCUCCGGCUCCCCCGAUCUGAACUCGCCGCCAGCCGCCUCCGGGGUCGUGCCUCGCCGACCACUCGCCGUCGCCGAGUCCCCCUUGUCUCCGUGCCCCCGCCACUGCCGCGCCCGCGCACUCCACCGCAUCCCAGCCGCCCAGUCCUGUCCGCGGCGGUCGGCCUUGUGCAGGCGUGCACCCCGCCCUGCACUACAUCAGCAGCCACCAGCUACCGGCCAGCCCUCCCACCGUCCCACGACUAAACGCAGUGCACAGGUAGACCACCCUGUUUUAAAUUCCUAGAUCCGGCUACCGGAGAGCGGAAGGGGAAGCCGACGGCGACCGCGCCCCCGUGAGAUGGGAAUGGAGGAGUCGGCGGGGGGUGCCGCGAGGCAGGCCAAGGAGUCGCUGGAGCUGGCGUUCCAGAUGUCCCAGAUCCUGGACACCGGCCUCGACCGCCACACCCUCUCGCUGCUCAUGGCGCUCUGCGACCGCGGCGCCAACCCGGAGGCCCUCGCCGCCCUCGUCCGCGAGCUCUCCUCCGCCGCUCCGCCGUCUGCCGCCGCCACCGCACCCGCCUCCAACACCACAGCGGCCCCGGCCACCCCCUCGUUGUUCCCCUCCGGCUUUCGCCAGCUCUAGGCUACUAGGCAGGUACCGAAAACUGGACGCAACUGAAGUUCUUGAUUUGAAGUCGGACCAAAUCUGAUACUUGGCUUGCUGGAAGAGACGGAUUAGCUUUGGUCAGGAGGAAGCAAAUCUUGCUCUGCGAUGCACUUGUGAUGUUGUUUCCACCAGAAAAAGUUGUCGCUUAUUGAGUUCCUGUAAAUUGGCAUCUUUCUUUGCUUGACUUGGACACUACUGUAGUAAUCAUGAUGGCCACUGCCACUGCCCCUUCAUUCAUAGUCUUCUUAUAUUCCCAUCGCUGUAUGCAUCAGCUGGA
Triticum urartu is the source of this 979-nucleotide messenger RNA. RefSeq names its product mitotic-spindle organizing protein 1B-like. Gene Ontology annotation, cellular component: gamma-tubulin ring complex; spindle; interphase microtubule organizing center. NCBI's taxonomy places the organism in Eukaryota, Viridiplantae, Streptophyta, Magnoliopsida, Poales, Poaceae. Gene Ontology annotation, biological process: mitotic spindle assembly; gamma-tubulin complex localization; microtubule nucleation by interphase microtubule organizing center. The record is from RefSeq and is a predicted model, not a curated record.